AUGUUUGAUUAUGAACUGAUAGUAUUGAUAGUGUUCUAUUGGAUUAUUGAUAUAAUUGUGAUUUUAACACUGUCGAUAUUGAAAAUCAAGUUAUUAUUUAAUAAUUAAAAUAGGUAUAAGAUUACAGUAGGCAAUCUUUUAAUCGAUACUUUUUUGGCAGCGGUUUUCAAGACUACAAUUCUUAUCAACUUUACAUACUCUGAACUAGAUAUCCAAUAUUUUAGUUAUGUUAUUAUGGCAUACUAUUUCAUCAGAUCUAUGGUAAUCAAUAUUAGAAAAAUUGCAGUAAAUGAGACCAUAACCUAAUACUCCUUUGUAAGCUAUUAUUAAUUAUAUUCUAGCUUGUAUAAGGUGUGAAAAUCUUAUUAGUACUCUAAUUAAUGCUUAUAACUAUGAGAUGGAAAUGCACAAUAUAUUGGAGCUGGUUUACAACAUUUAGUAUUGCAUGGGGUUUAUUAGUUAUAUGUUUUAUUGUGCAUUUUGUUUUUUUUCUCUCGAUUGGUGAAACAUUGAUAGAUUAUUAUAAAAAAAAGACAACUAAAACAUAAUUGGUUGGUGGCAUUUGGUUAACAUACUAUUUAUGUGGUUUUAGUGGAAUUCCAAUGUGGUUUUGCUAUAUAAUAUGUUAAAAUCAAGAAGUCAAAAAUUUCCCAACAUCUGAUUAAGCAACUCUAUUAUGCAUCUUAAUAAUUUCUUAUAAUCUUUCUCUUUUAAUGAUUACAACUAUUUGCAAGGCUCAACUUAUGUAAAUAUUAUCAUCAUACUUAAUUUUAGAUAAUUCAUUAAAGAUAUGGGAUUCGAUACUGAAAUUCCUUAAGAACCAAUUGUAUAAGAAUAAAAAUUACCUUAUCACUUUCUUAGAAUAUCCUUACCAUAAAAAUUAAUUCAAAUAUCUUCUACUUACUUUGAUUUUGCCUAAGAAUCGAAUAAAUAAAUUAAAUAAUAAUAAUAACACAUAUCAAACAGCAAUUUCAGUGUUAUAAAUUAAAAGGCUAGACUCAAAGCUUUUGAAUUCAUGGCUAAAACUGAAUAAAUUAAUUCUCCAGUUGAAAGGGAAUCAGGACUUGUGAAAAGUGAAGAAAAAUGUUAGGUUUGUUUUGAAAAUGAACCUUAAAUUGUAAUGCUUCCUUGUUAACAUGGUGGAAUUUGUGAUGAUUGUCUUUAAAAAUGUCUAAAGAAAUCACCCAAUUGCUAUUUAUGUAGAAAGGNUUGAUUAUGAACUGAUAGUAUUGAUAGUGUUCUAUUGGAUUAUUGAUAUAAUUGUGAUUUUAACACUGUCGAUAUUGAAAAUCAAGUUAUUAUUUAAUAAUUAAAAUAGGUAUAAGAUUACAGUAGGCAAUCUUUUAAUCGAUACUUUUUUGGCAGCGGUUUUCAAGACUACAAUUCUUAUCAACUUUACAUACUCUGAACUAGAUAUCCAAUAUUUUAGUUAUGUUAUUAUGGCAUACUAUUUCAUCAGAUCUAUGGUAAUCAAUAUUAGAAAAAUUGCAGUAAAUGAGACCAUAACCUAAUACUCCUUUGUAAGCUAUUAUUAAUUAUAUUCUAGCUUGUAUAAGGUGUGAAAAUCUUAUUAGUACUCUAAUUAAUGCUUAUAACUAUGAGAUGGAAAUGCACAAUAUAUUGGAGCUGGUUUACAACAUUUAGUAUUGCAUGGGGUUUAUUAGUUAUAUGUUUUAUUGUGCAUUUUGUUUUUUUUCUCUCGAUUGGUGAAACAUUGAUAGAUUAUUAUAAAAAAAAGACAACUAAAACAUAAUUGGUUGGUGGCAUUUGGUUAACAUACUAUUUAUGUGGUUUUAGUGGAAUUCCAAUGUGGUUUUGCUAUAUAAUAUGUUAAAAUCAAGAAGUCAAAAAUUUCCCAACAUCUGAUUAAGCAACUCUAUUAUGCAUCUUAAUAAUUUCUUAUAAUCUUUCUCUUUUAAUGAUUACAACUAUUUGCAAGGCUCAACUUAUGUAAAUAUUAUCAUCAUACUUAAUUUUAGAUAAUUCAUUAAAGAUAUGGGAUUCGAUACUGAAAUUCCUUAAGAACCAAUUGUAUAAGAAUAAAAAUUACCUUAUCACUUUCUUAGAAUAUCCUUACCAUAAAAAUUAAUUCAAAUAUCUUCUACUUACUUUGAUUUUGCCUAAGAAUCGAAUAAAUAAAUUAAAUAAUAAUAAUAACACAUAUCAAACAGCAAUUUCAGUGUUAUAAAUUAAAAGGCUAGACUCAAAGCUUUUGAAUUCAUGGCUAAAACUGAAUAAAUUAAUUCUCCAGUUGAAAGGGAAUCAGGACUUGUGAAAAGUGAAGAAAAAUGUUAGGUUUGUUUUGAAAAUGAACCUUAAAUUGUAAUGCUUCCUUGUUAACAUGGUGGAAUUUGUGAUGAUUGUCUUUAAAAAUGUCUAAAGAAAUCACCCAAUUGCUAUUUAUGUAGAAAGGUAUCUUAUGUAUAUUUAUAAAGAAAAUUCAAAAAUUGCUUAGAGUUUCUAAAGAGACUUCUGGGAAAUUUGCAAUAAAUGACAUUGCAUUAUGUGAUGCAUGA
This is a messenger RNA of Paramecium sonneborni, 2516 nucleotides long. NCBI's taxonomy places the organism in Eukaryota, Ciliophora, Oligohymenophorea, Peniculida, Parameciidae. The record is from the annotation of a GenBank genome assembly.